AUGACAUUGAUUCUGUGGUUGCGCAGCCAGCUGAAACUGGUUUCUUAUACAGUCACUCGUAGCUUCGGGCCACCGAAAGCUUUUUUAAGUAGAGUUGAAGCUGGGAGGGAAAACACAAGUCACGCGGACAGAUACAAGCUUCUUAAAUCCCCAAGGGAGAUCUCAUUACAAACUGCAAACGAACCAAAGCUCAACGAUGUUAUUUCCACACUGGAUAAAGCAACUUUUUUCUUUGAAAGUGCAUAUGAUCGACUCAAUUUAGAUGGAGUGGUAGGGUUUCGCCUGUUACAAGCUCAGCUGGAAGAUGCAGUGAAGAGAUGGUCAUUUUCAGGACCUGAAGCUGGCUCACAGUUGAAGAAGGUGGAUGACUUAGUAAGAAGACUGGACUUCACCUCAGUAAAAGCUAUUAAAGCAAUGAAAGUGAAUGACCCUAUGUAUUUCAAUGCCUUUCAACAAGUACUGCAUAUUGAUUUCUGGACUCUUAAACCUGGGUGGACACAAACAGAUACCAGACUGAUUUAUCCUGAAGUGAGGGCUUCGGAAUGUUUUGAGGAGGAUAUCAGUGACAGAUGUUUGACUCAGUUGCUGGGUACUUGGCAGGAUAAUGGAACCCCUUGCCUGGAAACAGAAACAUGUAGGAGACUGAUGACAGCUCUGAAUUGUCCAAAUUACUCUCUCUCACACCAGCUGCUGUAUUUCAUUGUUGCUGAAUACAAAAGAUGCUCAAAUAUUGUUGGAGCGCAGCACAUGGAUUCAAAAGCUUCCCUCAUUGUUCAGGGCUAUAAGAAGAUUUUCUGCUCCAAUAUGUUGCAAAGAAAUCUGGAAAUCGAAAACAAUGCCUUUCCAUACUCCCAGCGGGAUUUAUUUCUGGAGAAUGUGAUGCUUUGUGGGCAAGCUGGAUUUUCUGAUUUUUAUAAGGUCCGAUGGCUUGAACCAAUCCUGACUUGGCAGUGGCUAGCUGGCUGCUUUGGAAAGCCUGAUGAGUCUGAAUAUUCACCAAUGGAAGAACAGUAUGUGCUCACAGAACACAAGCGAGUGAAAAGAAGAGAGAUGCAGUUGAAAGACGGUUGUUCAGAUCACAUGACUGGCGUUGCUGUUGGAGCCCUAGGUGGUUAUCUUCGUUUCUAUGGACCAAGCCAGAACAUUGCAGAAUCACCAGAAAUUUAGCAACAAGAUUUUGUUGCAUUAUUUAUAGUAUUUAUCUACAUAUUACAACUAGUUUCAUUUUUCACCCCAUUUCUAAUAACAAUUGAAGUGAUUAGUUAUAAUGCAUAUAAAUAUGCAUAGAAAUAUGUAUAUCUUAGUUUGCAAAGCAUAAGAUAUACAACAUAUUUGUAUUCAAACUAGUGCAUUAAAUUCUAGAAUGAUACCAAUUAUAAUUA
Carcharodon carcharias (great white shark) is the source of this 1382-nucleotide messenger RNA. It is a transcript of the gene c15h16orf89, whose product is annotated as chromosome 15 C16orf89 homolog. The record is from RefSeq and is a predicted model, not a curated record. The transcript has 10 exons. Gene Ontology annotation, cellular component: cytosol; membrane. The coding region runs from base 1 to 1167 and encodes 388 amino acids. NCBI's taxonomy places the organism in Eukaryota, Metazoa, Chordata, Chondrichthyes, Lamniformes, Lamnidae.